AUGUCGACAGAAGACUCACCCGAUUGGUCGAUGUUUACCGAAGGUUGGUCGUUCGCAACUGCGACAUCUUUCAGAGGAGACGUCGAGUCUAUCAAUCUAUUGUCGUCAUUGUCGUCAUUGCCCUCCACAUCAUCCACCCAGUCCAUCCAACCCAGUGUUGCUUUCAAUGACAACACGGCACCAAGGGCCGAACAAAUCAGAGGGGAUAUUGACACAAAGCAUGUGAUUGGAGACCUCAACGGCCCAAGGCGAAAGCGAAAGGCGGACGACGCAGAGGAUAAAGCGCCCAAUAUUAAAUUGGGUAAUAACAAGAGACGAAAGAUGCUUAAGGCCGAAGAAACCGAUGGUGAUAUAAAAGAGGAGGAUACCGUCGACGGCCCAAGGGGUAGAAAGAAACGGGAGCGCGACUGGGACAGUGUCGCGGAGCAGUUUCUUCCGAAGGCAAAGAAGGGAAAAACAAAGGCUGCGUUGACGCUUCCAAGUGUUUCCCCAGCAGCCAAGACCCCGCAUUCCUCCUCUGCCAGCAUCAUAAAGGCUCAAUCACCGUCCGCUACCGUUCACAAGAAGCCCACGAUUCUUAGAUACAAGUGCCCUAAGAAGAAGGUCCCAUGUGCAGAUGCCCAACGAGUAUGGCUAGAGUUCCAACCACAAAAUGUCAAGGAUUUAUACACAGCGGCCGACUUGAAGGAACGUAGCGAACGGGUUUCGACAACGCUCCGUAAUGCAACGGGAAAGGACAAGCAUUCAUAUAGGGAAGAAAUACCCUAUAGAAUCCACCGUCUCCAUGUUUGCUCGCCUCGCCUCUCUAAUACCGAGCAGGCCCGCAGGGCUAAGAUCUUCCGAUUCAAAGUUGGCUUUUCUCCUUCCUGGACACGGUAUUACGGACCUAGUACGAUGCCCCCAGAAUACGUCGAGUAUGAGCUCGAUACGACGUCGGCCCGCGGUUUCGAAUUCAAGGCAGAGAUCCAGCGACAGAUUGCCGAGAAAAAUGCAAAGAAGGAGAAAUUCAUGUUUGAGACGACGUCGGAACGGAGUGCCACGGAAGAGGCAGAGCUCCAAAGACAAUUGGCGGAGAAAUUUGGGAUCGAGACGAGGAAGGAGCACAAUGUCAGGUUGAAGGAAGAGAUUCUGAGACAGAUUGGGGGAGGGGAAGGGGGGGGGGGAAGGAGAGGGGCUCAAGCUUAG
This is a messenger RNA of Sclerotinia borealis F-4128, 1185 nucleotides long. NCBI's taxonomy places the organism in Eukaryota, Fungi, Ascomycota, Leotiomycetes, Helotiales, Sclerotiniaceae. The record is from the annotation of a GenBank genome assembly.